GCGCGCGCACACACACACAUCAGCAAGCGCUCUCACACACCGUCUCGCUUGUUUUCUUCCCCAGCGCUGGGUGAGAGGUGUCAGCAUCAGCACCGCAGCCCGGAGACAUAACCUGCAGCCGCACGUUUUACCAGCGUUAGGAAGCAAAACCUACAACGCGCAUCAUUUUGGCAACCGAAAAUUGCAGUAACAAAAUUUCCCUUUGCGUUAUCACCUGUCUCCGCGGGAAGAAGGCCACUCCAUGACAGUCUCGCAUCGCGCACAACGUCUUUGCGCUUUCCACGGCAGCGGCGUCUCAUUUCGCGCCGCUCAAAUACUACUAUAAGACGGCCCACAAUAUUUGGUUUUAUUGAAUACGUCGCGUUGCACCUUGCUAUGAUCGCAGAGCUUCAUGGAAUGGCUCGCUGGGGAUUGUGUGGGGUUUUAUUUGGGCUGCUGAGGCUCGGCUCGGCUUGUCCUGUAUCGUGCUCCUGCAGUGCCUCGAGGAUCUCAUGUAUCGAUCAAGAACCAGGUAUUGAGGAUUUCCCCGUGUUGGUGCCGGAGUCUGACAUGGAAAACAUCACGGACAUAUAUAUCACAAAUCAACAAAGGCUAUUUACAAUCACUGAGGACCAUUUGAAGUUCUACUCAAAUCUCAGGAAUUUAACAGUGACCAACAGUCAGCUGACUUCUGUAUCUACAAUGGCUUUUUUUAACAACUCCAAACUUCAAUAUCUGAAUCUGAGAGACAAUAACUUAUCAACACUCUCAUGGAUGGCCACUCGUAAUGCCAACAUGUCAACUUUGUUGCUGUCUGGGAACCCUUUGCAAUGUGCAUGUGAGAACAUCUGGAUUAAAACGUGGUUGGAUGAGAGUGAGAGAGAGGGGUUGCAGUGUCUACAGGAGGGAGGAGAAGCCGAAGCCCUCUCUGGACUCACUCUGCCUUCAUGUGAGCACCCACAUGUGGAGGUUAACCCUGUGGUUGUCACUCAGAUGGCGGGAAGCGAUGCUAUAGUAAUAUGUAAUGUGUCCGGAGCCCCGCCCCCUGAGCUUUCCUGGAGCCUAAAUUCAAGUGAACACCCUCCUUUAAUAACCAACUAUGAGGUCAGCCAAAUGGGGCUCCAGUCAGUGUUGACUCUAAGCGGACUUUCACCUGAUGACAACGGCAGAGAGCUCACCUGUAGCGCAGAGAACAUUGUGGGCCAUAAAGAUGCUUCAGUCGUUCUCAAUAUUCUUUGUAAGGAUUUAUGGUUUAUUAUGUGGAAUUGCUUUAUUAAAUUUCUAUAAGCAGUAUUUUUUUUCAAAAUGAUUUUAUUUUUAAAA
This is a messenger RNA of Triplophysa rosa, 1302 nucleotides long. Its product is annotated as BDNF/NT-3 growth factors receptor-like. The transcript has 7 exons. The coding region runs from base 376 to 1266 and encodes 296 amino acids. Gene Ontology annotation, biological process: cell surface receptor protein tyrosine kinase signaling pathway; protein phosphorylation. Gene Ontology annotation, cellular component: extracellular matrix; plasma membrane. The record is from RefSeq and is a predicted model, not a curated record. Gene Ontology annotation, molecular function: ATP binding; protein binding; transmembrane receptor protein tyrosine kinase activity. NCBI's taxonomy places the organism in Eukaryota, Metazoa, Chordata, Actinopteri, Cypriniformes, Nemacheilidae.